UUGGUUAUGUUUCCACAACAAUUUCUAUUAUUUUGUCUUGGCCCUAUCCAGAUGACGUCCGCUGCCAAGGUAUAUUACAGUCAGACUACUCAGACAGAAAGCCGGCCCCUGGUGGGUCCAGGGAUCCGGCGGCGGAGAGUUCUGACAAAAGAUGGCCGCAGCAACGUGAGAAUGGAGCACAUCGCGGACAAGCGCUUCCUCUACCUCAAGGACUUAUGGACAACCUUCAUCGACAUGCAGUGGCGCUACAAGCUUCUGCUCUUCUCCGCGACCUUUGCGGGCACCUGGUUCCUAUUUGGUGUGGUGUGGUACCUGGUAGCUGUGGCACACGGGGACCUGCUGGAGUUGGGGCCCCCAGCCAACCACACCCCUUGUGUGGUACAAGUGCACACGCUCACGGGAGCGUUCCUCUUUUCCCUCGAAUCCCAGACCACUAUUGGCUAUGGCUUCCGCUACAUCAGUGAGGAGUGCCCCCUGGCCAUCGUGCUUCUUAUUGCACAGCUGGUGCUCACCACCAUCCUGGAAAUCUUUAUCACAGGUACCUUCCUGGCGAAGAUUGCCCGGCCCAAGAAGCGGGCCGAGACCAUCCGUUUCAGCCAGCAUGCAGUUGUGGCCUCCCACAAUGGGAAGCCCUGCCUUAUGAUCCGAGUUGCCAAUAUGCGUAAGAGCCUCCUCAUUGGCUGCCAGGUGACAGGCAAACUGCUUCAGACCCACCAGACCAAGGAAGGUGAGAACAUCCGACUGAACCAGGUCAACGUGGCUUUCCAAGUAGACACGGCCUCUGACAGUCCCUUCCUCAUCCUGCCGCUUACCUUCUACCACGUGGUGGAUGAGACCAGUCCGUUGAAAGACCUCCCCCUCCGCAGUGGUGAGGGUGACUUUGAGCUGGUGCUGAUCCUAAGUGGGACGGUGGAGUCCACCAGUGCCACCUGCCAAGUGCGCACUUCUUACUUGCCGGAGGAGAUCCUUUGGGGCUAUGAGUUCACGCCUGCCAUCUCACUGUCAGCCAGCGGCAAAUACAUAGCUGAUUUUAGCCUUUUUGACCAAGUUGUGAAGGUGGCUCCCCCUAGUGGCCCGUACGAUAGCACUGUCCGCUACGGAGACCCAGAGAAGCUCAAGCUGGAAGAAUCCUUAAGGGAGCAAGCCGAGAAAGAGAGCAGUGCCCUUAGCGUGCGCAUCAGCAACGUCUGAUGGCCUGUUCCCACAGCCCCAUCCCUCUGGCUCCCUUCCUCCUGUUCCGUGCCCUGGUAAGGGCACUACCUGGGCUCCCUGGAGAGCUCCAGCAGCACCCAUUCUCCACUCCCUCUUCUUUAACCGGGUGGCCUGUCAGUCUAGGCCCACUGGUGUCUGUUUUCCUCCCACUGUCCCCCAUUCACUUCUCCCUGCUUGUACACCAAUGCACACAACUGCCUUAAUCCAGGAUCGGGGAAGGAGAGGGAAGAUAAGCCUGUCUG
Messenger RNA from Ochotona princeps (American pika), 1454 nucleotides. It is a transcript of the gene KCNJ10, whose product is annotated as potassium inwardly rectifying channel subfamily J member 10. Gene Ontology annotation, biological process: potassium ion import across plasma membrane; regulation of monoatomic ion transmembrane transport. The record is from RefSeq and is a predicted model, not a curated record. The transcript has a single exon. Lineage: Eukaryota; Metazoa; Chordata; Mammalia; Lagomorpha; Ochotonidae. Gene Ontology annotation, molecular function: inward rectifier potassium channel activity. Gene Ontology annotation, cellular component: plasma membrane. Bases 7 to 1191 code for a protein of 394 amino acids.